CUCUACUAGGUAUAUAGGAUUUUAGUUUACAAUGUGAAAAAUAAUUGAAAUGAAGCGCUUGCUUAGUGUCAAAUCUCGCUGAAAGAGCUGUCAAGUAUCAAUAUGGUUGUGUGUUUCGCGCUAGUUAUCUUGUUAAUAAUCUGUGUUUUGGCAUUUGCCAAUCAAAAGCCUAAAAAUUAUCCUCCUGGUCCUUCAUGGCUACCUUUUCUGGGCUGUUUUUUGCAAAUACGGAACAUACACGCGAAAAAACCUUAUUAUCACCUUGUAUGGGCCCAAAUGCAGCAAAUGUACGGUCCAGUAGUAGGCUUAAAACUGGGAAUGAAUAAAGUUAUCGUUGUUUCUGGUUACGAAGCAGUUCAACAGGCGAUGUUUAAGACUGAUUUUCAAGGGAGACCAGACGGGUUCUGCUUUCGUUUACGUACCAUGGGCCAAAGACUGGGCUUAGUUUUUGUGGACGGUUCGUUUAUGAAAGAACAAAGGCGGUUUUGUUUAUCUCAACUUCGACUUUUCGGAUGGGAUAAAACACAGAUGAACGAUAUCGUAGUCAAGGAAGGUGCAGAGCUGGUUAAUUUAAUUAAAAAUGAAUGCCAACGAGGCCCAAUCCAAGCUGAACAUCUCUUCGACGUGAGUACUCUGAACACGAUAUGGACCAUGAUCGCAAGUACUCGGUUUUCGUUGGACGAUGAAAAGUUGAUAAAACUGGUGUAUUUAGUUCACGAAGUGUUUCGAAUACUCGAUAUGUCCGGCGGACCUCUCAAUCAAAUGCCAUUUAUUCGCUACGUGGCUCCGAAAAAAUCAGGAUAUGCUUCUAUGGUAGCUAUUACCGCCGAACUGGUGGAUUUCCUGAAGGAGGUUGUUAGAGAACACCAAGAAUCACAAGCCGACAGUUUUAUCAAUACUUUCCUCCAAGAGGUAAACAACAACAAAAGUAACAAAGAUAGUACGUUUACAGAAAAUCAGCUAUUGGCAAUACUAAUGGAUUUUUUCAUGGCUGGAACGGAGACUACUAGCAAUACAUUAUCAUUUAUGAUUCAUUACCUCGUAAAAUAUCCCCAAGUUCAAGAAAAAAUCCACGCAGAAAUAGACAGAGCUUUGAACCCUCAACAGAUUCCUACAAUGGAGGAUAAAGAUAAAUUGGUAUAUUUAGAAGCGACUAUUAUGGAAGUACAAAGGCACGGAAGCCCAGUUCCGAUCACUGUACCUCAUAAAACUAUUCAGGAUACUAAGUUGAUGAAUUAUUCAAUACCCAAAGAUACAAUCGUAUUACCAAACAUAUGGAGUGUUCACAUGGAUGAAGAUUAUUGGAAAGAUCCUCACGUCUUCAGACCUGAACGUUUCAUCGACUCCAAAGGUAAAAUAAUCCAGCACACCCACUUCAUGCCGUAUGGAUUAGGGAAACGAAGAUGUAUCGGGGAGAUUUUAGCGAAAACUACGUUAUUCAUAUUUAUAUCAGCGAUACUUCAGAGUUUCAAAGUUGAAUCGAAUUCAGAUACGGAUUUUACUGCCAAGCUCAUAGAUGGUAUUACUCUAGCUUUGGUUCCAUUUCAAGUUAAAUUUAUUCCUCGAAAAUAAUUCUGUUUGGAACUUUUUUUUUUCAACAUACAAUCAAUGUAUACUCGAGCUUGAAGACUGAAUUUAUUUUAAGACCGCACCCAUAUAAUUUACCAGGGUAUUCACUAUUCAAUUAUCAUACUAUUAUCAUUGUAAGUAAAUUUCAUGUUUGGUUGGGAUGUAAAUUAAUUAAACAAUACACCUGUAUACUUUUAUAA
Messenger RNA from Planococcus citri (citrus mealybug), 1769 nucleotides. RefSeq names its product methyl farnesoate epoxidase-like. NCBI's taxonomy places the organism in Eukaryota, Metazoa, Arthropoda, Insecta, Hemiptera, Pseudococcidae. Gene Ontology annotation, molecular function: heme binding; oxidoreductase activity, acting on paired donors, with incorporation or reduction of molecular oxygen, reduced flavin or flavoprotein as one donor, and incorporation of one atom of oxygen; iron ion binding. The transcript is spliced from 9 exons. Gene Ontology annotation, biological process: xenobiotic metabolic process. Gene Ontology annotation, cellular component: cytoplasm; intracellular membrane-bounded organelle. The record is from RefSeq and is a predicted model, not a curated record. The coding region runs from base 103 to 1572 and encodes 489 amino acids.